Molecule: messenger RNA, 579 nt
Organism: Mesocestoides corti
Lineage: Eukaryota; Metazoa; Platyhelminthes; Cestoda; Cyclophyllidea; Mesocestoididae
Source: the annotation of a GenBank genome assembly
AUGUGUGCAGACCAUCGUCGGAAAUGGGACAGUGCGUAUUUCGAAAAAUUGGCUGAUCAGAGGUCUACAGAGGAAUUGGAGGCACUCCGCAAUGCUCGCACGGAAAAGGAAACCGUUAAACGACAGCCUCUUAAGGCCCGUGAAUACACGAUUGACCUUGAGUCGAACUUGAACAAGUCACAAGUGAUUGCCAAGACUGGCCCUGGCAGUUCGCAGGCCGGCUAUUAUUGUGAGGUGUGCGACUGUGUCGUGAAGGACUCGAUUAACUACCUUGACCACAUUAAUGGAAAGAAGCAUCAACGUAAUCUCGGAAUGUCUAUGCGCAUAAAACGUUCGACUCUGGAUGAUGUAAAAGGGAGGUUUUCCAUGCACAAACGGGCUCAAGAACAGAAGGCACAGGAAUACAGCAUAGACGAAAGAUUGAAACAGAUUGCAGAGGAAGAAGAGAAGAUGAAGGCGUACAGGCGUGAGAGGCGAAAAGAGAAGAAACGGAAGGCCGAAGACGCUGACCUAGUCGAUGACGAUGUUGCUGCUGCAAUGGGGUUUGGUGGCUUCGGCUCGUCAAAAAAAGCUCGUUAA